Molecule: messenger RNA, 840 nt
Organism: Puccinia triticina
Lineage: Eukaryota; Fungi; Basidiomycota; Pucciniomycetes; Pucciniales; Pucciniaceae
Exons: 7
Coding region: 1-840 (279 amino acids)
Biological process (GO): biosynthetic process
Cellular component (GO): mitochondrion; cytoplasm
Molecular function (GO): pyridoxal phosphate binding; L-kynurenine:2-oxoglutarate transaminase activity
Source: RefSeq, a predicted model, not a curated record
AUGCGAAGUCGUCAUCACUGCGGGUGCCAACUUCGGCAUUUAUGCGUCUUUGCUAGCGUUCUGCUCGAAGGACGACGAAACGUGCGGAACGUGACGUUCUGCGGCGGCAAGCCGGUUUAUGUCCCGCUCCGUCCGCCCCCGAGCGCCGGGAGCCAGAACGUGAGCAGCAAGGAAUCGACGCUCGACAUCGCCGAGCUCGAGGCCGCCUUGACUCCCAAUUCCAAAGUCAUAAUCACUACUACGCCGCAUAAUCCGGUCGGGAAAGUGUUCACGGUGGAUGAGCUGAAAGCGAUCGGGAAGAUCGCCCAGGGCCACAAUCUGCUGAUCAUAGCGGACGAAGUGCCGCACACCCGGAUCGCCUCGCUUUCGGCCCAGCUAUGGAGUCGGACGGUGUCGGUGGGCUCUGCGGGUAAGUCGUUCGCAGCGACGGACUGGCGGAUCGGCUGGUGUAUCGGCCCCGCCGCCCCCCUUCGUCCGCUCACCGCCGCGAUGACCCGGAUCACCUUCUGCGCCGUCAUUCCGCUCCAGGAAGCCCUCGCAGCCGGCUUCGCCGCCGCCGAAAAAGAACACUUCUUCGAGGCCCAGAGGGACCAAUACAUGGCUCGGAGAGACCUCCUCCUCGGCUUCCUCAACCAACUCGGACUGCCUUACACUGCAGUCUGUGUUCGUCUCAUCUCUUUUAACUUUGCUCUUUCUAACAAGAAACAAAGUUUAUUUCCUUUUCCCGAUAACAGGCCUGAUGGCUCGUACUUUGUGCUCGUCGAGACAUCCAAAGUCAAGAUCCCUCCGGAGUUUGAGAUCCUCGAACUGAUCAACUUGAAGAGUGCUCUAGACUUCUGA